This is a messenger RNA of Chrysochloris asiatica (Cape golden mole), 2175 nucleotides long. RefSeq names its product chromosome unknown open reading frame, human C18orf63 (gene CUNH18orf63). NCBI's taxonomy places the organism in Eukaryota, Metazoa, Chordata, Mammalia, Afrosoricida, Chrysochloridae. The transcript has 12 exons. The coding region runs from base 1 to 2175 and encodes 724 amino acids. The record is from RefSeq and is a predicted model, not a curated record.
AUGAGUAAUUCUAGACAUCAGUCACUGUUCUUCAUCACGCUUCCAGAUUUACACAAACUCUGUGCUGUUAGGAUGAUAUUGAAUAACACUGUAGCAGACAAUGAGAUUAGGAGUAAACAAAUGAAGAUAUGCAGGGAACUGCUGUUUCGGCACCAAGAUAUUCUUGCCUCACCUGUGCCUGGAAUUUUGCAUCAGAUUUGGGUGGUGAUGGCGAUACAAUUUUAUAAAACUGGAAAACUUAACACCUGUAUUGAAAAAUAUGAAAUUAAGGUGGAAGGUCCAGAAAGAGUAAUUCCUGUAAUUCUUCAGAAUUGCCUCUCAUACUCACUCACAGUGAGACUUGCCCCAGCCUGGAAUCAAACUGGUCAUCUCCUGGUGCAAGGAAGAGAUUUUCUUUCUCAGAUGGGAAAGCAAAGUGCUGUUGUAUUGAACAUCAGUGUAACAGAAACACAAGUUUGUCUCAGCAUAGAGGCCUGCACAAUUAGAAUGCCACCACCGGAGCUGAGAGAAUUUGAUAUUCCUGAGAGUGUUAUCAAGAAGUUUGAAGCUAACAAGAAUGCCAUCAUUGACAGUCAUACCAUCUUAAGCAACUGGUGCUACGUGUUGCCAAGCAUGAAAAUGGGACAGAUAAUAAAUAUACUUCACACCACGCCCCCUGACUGCCCUUUCCACUCGUAUAGAGACUUCCAGAAACACUGGAAUGACCUGUAUGGCUAUAAACUUCCAGAAGAUUGUGGGACUAUGAAAAUAUACUGCAGCAUCUACUUCAGAAUGAUAGGAGAAAGAAUCUUCACAUACCCUCUCAGUUGCAUCAGAAGCCAGCCCAUACAGUUUUUUCCCAGAGUGGAUUUGGAAAGUGUGUUGAAAAGUUUUCUUAUGGAUCUGAAAUCUAAACUCCCCCACAUAUGUGGAUUUUCCAUAAAGAUGACAAAUAAGCCAUGCUACUACACACAGGAACUCACUACACCCUCUUUACAGGGAAGCAAAAUCAAGCCAUCCAAUUUGACCACUAAAAAACCUCUCAGGGCUCCUCUGAUCCAAGCCACUUCCAGGAAACCUGUGGCCCAAAGUCUCCUACCUCAUUCAUUAGCAAUGGACCACAAGGUGGCGCUCUCCGUCAGCCAGUCAAAGCCGCACAUCCUCCUGGCUCCACAUCUGCAGCCAGGGUCUGUUCAGAGCAGACAGAUGUUGCUCUCCAACCAGACACCACAGAUGUGUCUGGACAUAACAAAGCCCAACAGAAGACACACUCAAGUUCAAGACACACAUCCUAGAUGCCAAAGUGGAAGUACCCCUAAACUCAUACCCACUUUCACAAGUCGAUUGGCCCAGAUGAACAAAAACAACUUGGAAGCUGGCAGUCUGAAAAGAAAGCAGUACAUUGUUACAGAAUCCAAGUUGUUUUCACCGACUACUAGUGUGUUCCAGAGUGGCACACUCAAUCUCGGUUCGUCUGUAAAGAAAAGAUCUCAUAGUCACAUCCACGUGCAUGCUGAAAACAGGCCAACAAAAAACACCCAGCCCUGCACAAAACCAACCAAAUAUCCUUCUCCUAGUGGAAAACCACUGAUUAAAAAUGCAAAAGAAAGUAAACAGCGGUCUGAUAGUUCAGUAUUUCAGGUGCCAGGUACCAGUUCAAGUGCAGUUAGAAGUACUGUCCACAUGAACAGGAAAGAAAAUGUAGCAAGUCAAUAUCUAACACAGAUCCUAGGGAAAGGCCAUGGGUCAGUAAAAAUGAAAAGACAACCACACAUUUUUGGAUCAGAUACAGAAACUGAAGAUCACCAACUACUUCAGCAACAACCAAUAAAUCAGAAUAAAGAAAUUGAUGCAAGUGUCCACAGAUCAAUAUUGAGCCAGACAGCCCACAGAUCUAAAAGAAAGUUAUGUCAAGAACCUUCAAGAACUUCAAACAAGCAGCCUUCUAACUCAGGCAUUCGUUUUGGACAAACCAGUUCGACUUGGAGUCAGUGGGGACAGUCUUCAAGCAGAGCCCAUCCGACCGACCGAGACAGGACAGGACCGAGAGACACUCACAGCUGGCCAGGUCGGAAGGAGUUGCACACUUCAAAAGAUCCUAAUGGCAUCUUAGUCUCAUCCUUAGGACAAAUGCAGGAGACAGCCGCCCAUGACCGCCUCCCAGAGGUGAGCACCGGGAAGGCCGGGGUGAGCUAG